AUGUCUCCCUCGUCCUCCUCCUCAGGCGGCAAUCCGCCGCCACCCUACGGCUUCCACCACCUCCCGCACUCGCCAACAGGCUCACGCACACCAAGCCGUCCAGGCUCCCCACCACACGGCGGCAGCGUCCCCUCCCCCGGCGGCGUACCGGGCACCUUUGUCCUCAACCUCGGCAAGUUUGGCGGCUUCUUCAUCAUCCGCAUACCUCCCUCCGUACAGAAGGUACUCGGCGUCGUGCUGCGCAAAUGGAAGACGCUCGUCUUCGUCACGCUCGUCGGCGCGCUCGCCGCCUUCGGCCUCUUCGGCGCCAUGUCCACAGAGUGGCGCGAGAUGACCUACUACCGCGUCGACCCUUACCCCGUCGUCCCAGCCGGCGGCCACAAGUCCGGCGCAUCCUCCUCCAGCCCCUUCCAUCCCCCCUCAUCACGUCCCAUCACCCCGCCCAAGUUCGGCGCCUGUCUCGGCCCCAAGGGCGUACCCAUCCCGCGCGCGCCGCUCGAGGUCUACGACACGCCCGACACGCAUCCCGUCCCCCUCGUCGGCAGCUACGAGGCCGCCGGCAUGGACUUUGGCAAGUGCAUGACCUACCGCUCGCGCUACGCCAUGUACUCGGACCAGGCGCUCAACAUCACCUAUCGCAAGGACAUGUCGGAGCUCGAGUCGUACUUUGCAAAGGCCGAGGACUACGACGACGACCCGGACAACGUCAAGCCUCUCAAGCAGAAGCCCAAGGCCUCGUCUGCCGCCAACUCCACCGCAACCGGCACCGGCACCGGCACCGCCGCCGCCGCCGAAGCUUCCGCCACCCAGCGCGAGAAGGUCGACCCGCUCUACGGCCCACGCAAGCCCGAGGGCAUGAGCGAGGGCGAGUGGGAGGGACGUCUGCGCGACCGACUGUGGCGCGCCAACGUGCUCAGCGAAGAACUCGGCCCAUCGAGCUACCCGGACUGGCGUGCGCUCAUGGACGCCUGCUACCAGAAGAGGCUGCACGACCGUGGCAUGGCCGGCGGCGUGGACCACUUUGACCCGCACAACCUGCCCACCAGCGAGGAGCCGCACACGAGCGGCGGCCGCUCGCACGUCUUCACCACACCCGAGACCAAGCGCACGGCGAUCGUCAUGCGCUCCUACGAGGGCUACGCCUGGCGCGAGGACGACAUCCUCAACAUGCGCGCGCUCAUCAGCGAGCUCUCGCUCAACAAUCCCAACACGCCCUACGACGUGCGCAUCCUGGUCGAGGUCAAGUCGCGCCACCUCGCCGUGUUCACCUCGGAGUGGGACCGCCUCAACGUGCUGCGCUCGAGCGUGCCGCGCGAGUUCUGGGGCCUCGUGGAGCUGUGGACCGAGGACGAGAUGUGCGCGCUCUACCCGGGCCUGCCGGGCAAGUUCCUCAACAAGAUGUUUGCGCAGACCUCGUACCGCUCGUGUCUGAUGGCGCUGCAGAAGUUCUACCUGGACCACCAGGAGUACGACUUUAUGUACAACUGGGAGAUGGACGUGCGCUACAUUGGCAACUACCUCGACUUUUUCGAGGGCAUCGAGGAGUACUCGCGCAACGAGCCGCUCCACUCGGGCAUGGACAAGUACGACACCUGGCUGGUGCGCAACGUGACGCUCUCCGAAAACAACUGGCGCGACAACACCAGCCUCACCGUCGGACGCGGGCAGGAGGCGGAUCUGAUCACGCUCGGCCCCAUCUUUGAUCCCAGAGGCUCCGGAUGGUACUGGGAGUACGACGUGCAGAACUACCCACCGGGGCAGAACACGGACCGUCGCGCGUCGAUCGGCACCAACAUGCGCAUGAGCCGCGGACUGCUCGAGGCGAUGAACGUGGUGAACGCCGAGGCGAAGAAGUCGCUGCACUGCGAGGCGUGGCCGACGACGCUGGUGCUGCACUCGCAGCUGCCCAUGUCGCACGAGCACUCGUUCUACCCCGAGGCGGGUUUUACGCACAAUCUGCCGCUGCCGUUCAAGGGCGUGUUUGUGCCGCAUCCGGUGUACUUCCGCCACGUGUGGGAGCCCGAGGUGCUGCACAACCGCAUCAACCGACCGGACUUCUACAAGAAGAUCAACGAAAAGGUGAUGCGCGACUCGUCGUUCUACUACGACGGCAAGCACAGCAGGGAGGUCUACGUCGGCUGGAAGGAGAAGGAGAACGUGUGCCGUGCGCCGAUGCUGCUGCACCCGAUCAAGCGCGUCAACUGA
Molecule: messenger RNA, 2205 nt
Organism: Moesziomyces antarcticus
Lineage: Eukaryota; Fungi; Basidiomycota; Ustilaginomycetes; Ustilaginales; Ustilaginaceae
Exons: 1
Coding region: 1-2205 (734 amino acids)
Source: RefSeq, a predicted model, not a curated record